AUGGAUCAAGUUUCAAAAGAUGGAUCAAGUCUCAAGGAGGGGCCGACCCGUUAUAAGGCUGCAUCGGCUCGAGCGCUGUUUCACAUGGUCUCAAACAAAGUAUAUAUGUUUGACCCACGUCGAAGUGCAGACAGCCCCCACCCACUUUCCCCGUCGAUACCCAACGAAUCCUUUUGGAAGCAGCCCCCCGUCCAAAUGACAUCCACAUCCCUCAACUCGCUCUGUCACGACUGUGCGAGUCUCGAGCUCCAACCCGGCUCUUCCAUCGCCGGCCAACCGCCAACGACGACGUUCCGGACCAGCCUCCGGGCCGUGGAAGAGUCGGCUCGAGCCGGGUGCCACGUCUGCACGCUCGUCUUUACGAGAAUCGCCGGCCCGAACGAUUUCUGGACGAGGGAGCCCGAUGGCAGGGUCAGGUACGAAUACAUGCUCGGCGAGGCCGGCGGCCCGCCGCAGCUGCGUGUGAAAUGGGGCCUGUCGUCUGUCAAGUUCAACGUCUCCUCCCUCUCUGAUCCGUCGGAUCCGCCAGUGUUACCACAUGAUUCACUCCAAAUAUCCCCCAAAUCGGAGCUCAUCUUCUCGAUGAUAUCAAAUUGGCUGGGUACCUGCUCCGCCUCGCAUCAGAACUGCCAUCCGACUUCCCCAAGCACCCUACCCCGUAGGGUAAUCAACGUAGGAAGCGCUUCCGAAUCGCGGGAUCCCUACCUGUGGGUGACCGCCGGGGAGCUGGGGAACUAUGCAGCCCUCAGCUACCGCUGGGGCACCUCCCCAACCCUGACGACCACCACCCACAACCUGACCGCCCACACACAGGGCAUACCCCUGGAAGACUUCCCGGCCACGCUGCGCGACGCCGUCCUCGUCUGUCGCGCGCUGGGCCUCCAGUACCUCUGGGUAGACGCCCUCUGCAUCAUCCAGGACUCGGCCCCGGACUGGGCCGAGCAGGCCGGGCAGAUGGCUGGCAUCUACCAGAACGCGCAGCUGACUAUCUCCGCCGACAGCGCAGAGAGCAGCGGCGCCGGCUUCCUCGCGGACCGCGACCCGCAGGCGAUUCGGAGCUGCUCGUACCCGCAGGCGGGGAUGACGGUGCAUCCUGAGAUCGCGGAUGUCUUUGCAGUCGUGGACGCGGGUGGCCUCAGCCGUCGCGGGUGGGUGUUGCAGGAGCGCGUCUUCUCGCGCAGGGUGGUGCACUGGACCAGGUUCGAGGUCGGCUGGCAGUGUCGAGAGAUGCAGGCGUCGGAGCGGAAGCCCGGUGGGCAGCGGAACGUGACGUGGCUGGGCUCGAACGUGAGGAAGAUGUUUGUGGCGCCGCCAGUGCCGGCCGAUGCAGGUCGUCCCGGAGACGGCGCGCGAGACGUCUACAGCGCCUGGUACCAGCUGGUGCAGGAAUACAGUAGUCGACUCCUGACGUACCCUGACAAGGACAAGCUAGUCGCUCUAUCCAGCAUCGCCCAGACCUUCCACAGCAGAUACAAGGACCUCUUGGGUCCCGAAGAGUCGUACAUCUCUGGUCUAUGGAGGGGUGAUUUAGCGAGAGGGCUCUCCUUCCGGUACGGCACAGGGACCUACGGCAGACAACAAGUCGGUCUCCCCCAAGUCGAGGUUUGCAACCUAGACGAUCCAUCAACAUGGACGUACCGCGCGCCCUCCUUCAGCUGGACGAGGGGCGAGGGCGCGGCGGAUUGGGAAUAUCGAGGAGGGGCAGGACCUAGUCUCCCAGGGUACGAUGUCGAGGUCCUCAGCGUCCACAAUGUUACCACCGGGGGCAAUAGAUGGGGUGCGGUGGAGAGCUGCUGGAUCAUGUUGCGAGGGGUCGUUAGUUCCAGAGAGACGAUGCGCGCCGAGGUUGGGGAGUUCUUUGAAAGGAACAUCUCAGGGACCUCUGUAUAUCCGGUUGAUGGUUAUGCAGAACCCCGACGGCGAGUUGGUGCAGACCUGGCUAGCGAUCUAUCCGACGGGCGAGACAGGCGAGUAUCGUAG
Drepanopeziza brunnea f. sp. 'multigermtubi' MB_m1 is the source of this 1980-nucleotide messenger RNA. Lineage: Eukaryota; Fungi; Ascomycota; Leotiomycetes; Helotiales; Drepanopezizaceae. The record is from RefSeq and is a predicted model, not a curated record.